Messenger RNA from Hyaena hyaena (striped hyena), 840 nucleotides. RefSeq names its product odontogenic, ameloblast associated (gene ODAM). NCBI's taxonomy places the organism in Eukaryota, Metazoa, Chordata, Mammalia, Carnivora, Hyaenidae. The record is from RefSeq and is a predicted model, not a curated record. The transcript is spliced from 10 exons. Bases 1 to 840 code for a protein of 279 amino acids.
AUGAAAACUAUAAUUCUUCUUGGGCUACUGGGAGCCACAAUGUCAGCCCCACUUAUCCCACAGCGUCUUAUGUCUGCAAGCAACAGUAAUGAGUUACUUCUGAAUCUUAAUACUGCCCAGCUUCAGCCACUACAGCUUCAGGGCCCAUUUAAUUCAUGGAUUCCUCCUUUCUCUGGGAUUCUACAACAGCAGCAGCAAGCUCAAAUUCCAGGGCUCUCCCAGUUCUCUUUAUCAGCUCUUGAUCGGUUUGCUGGACUGUUCCCAAAUCAGACACCUUUCCCGGGAUGGGUCAGUUUUGUGCAAGGAACCCAGGUGGGGCAGCUGGACCCCUCACAGCCCCAAACAUCACCGCAGACCCAGCAGGGACCUGGUCACGUUAUGCCCUACAUGUUCUCCUUCAAAAUGCCUCAAGAGCAAGCACAGAUGCUUCAGUACUAUCCGGUCUACAUGCUCCUACCUUGGGAACAACCUCAACAAACAGCCACACAAUCACCCCCACAAACAGGACAGCAGCAAUUUGAGGAGCAGAUGCCAUUCUAUACUCAAUUUGGAUAUAUUCCAGUACAAGUAGAACCUGUUAUACCAGGAGGUCAGCAGCAACUAGCCUUAGAUCCCUUCACAGACACAGCUUCUGAAACUGUUGUGAUGUCUGCAGAAGGAGUGAUACCAUAUUCACAAAAAGAAAUGAUAAACUUUAAGCAUGCCAAUGGAGGAAUCUUCAUUACUUCUACUUCACAAAAAUCCAGCACUACAAAUUUUGGUGCUCCUGCUAUAGAGCCAACUAAUACCCCACAGGUGAUGGAAAAAAAGGCCAAGACUGAUUACCAAAAGGAACCAUAA